AUGGCGUCCGCGAAGGGGAAGGGAGUUCCGUCUCAGUUCAAGGACUUGAGAAAUCAGUUAAAGAAGGAUGAGAAUAGCGCGGAAUCGUUGAUGGAACUGGUUUUGAGACAUGGUCCAGUGAAAAUGCUCGUGAACCAGGACCCGGGGAUCCUUCAUGUGCUGUGUACUGAACGACCAGUGCUGUCGGUGGACCGAGCUCUGGAGAUUUUGAGUGAUCUGGUGUCUGUUCGAGGGGAUAGCGAGUUUGAGGAAGUGAGUUUGGAGAGAAUUGGGAGUGCUGGUAGCGAUAGUGAAAAAUUGGUCGGUGUGAGCUGGGUUAUUUUGAGAAACGCUGUAAGCGACAAACGGUUUACAGAGGCUUUUAAGGUGGUUGAUUUGGUGAAAAGAUAUGAGCAACAGCAGAGGCAGAGGAGGAGAGGGAUUGUAGGGUCAUCAAAAGUCAUUAUUAAUUAUAUUUCUACAGUGUUGGGUGGGAAGAGGUCAGGAGCUUCGGCAUCGGCAUCGGCAUCAGCAUCAGCAUCAUCAGAAUCUGCAAAAGCAUCAAAAUCAAAGUCAAUAUCAGCAUCAGCAUCAGCGGUAGUUGCAGCAGCAACAUUGGUGCCAUCAUUGGCAUUGUACAUUCUGUCUGGACCAGCAGCGUUGCUAGUACCGAUAGUUUACUCGUCGAUAGCUCUUUCGUACUUUGUGCGAUGGCACUUGCUACCAUAUCCGUUCUAUUUGCCCAAUUUGUUCGGGUCUAUAAGUGGCAGUUUGCUCACAUGGGCACCAUCAGUAGGUCCUAUUUACCGGGCUCAACGUCAGCUAGAGCUGGAUAUGGUCAAUCGGAUUGUGGUAGGUUAUAGCGAGCUCGUCGAUAUCAACACAUCCAAUUAUCAUGUUCAUCAUAGCAGAGAAAUGCCACCUGUUGAGCUGGAAAACCUCAUAAACAGCCAGCUCUUAUCUCGUAGUAUGAGACUAAAACCUACACAUGACGAAGCCAUGUAUCAGGAAUACUGGCAAUCAGCAGGCCAAAACCUCGAGUGGGUCGAACCAGAUCAAGAUCCUACUGAUUUGGCACUGGACGAGUCAACCAGCUCUCCAGCAACUGAAAAGCUGGCUCCUAGCAUAAACCGUACGACGGUAUCUCCACAUAAACUGCCAAUUGCAUAG
This is a messenger RNA of Sugiyamaella lignohabitans, 1149 nucleotides long. RefSeq lists its product as uncharacterized. Lineage: Eukaryota; Fungi; Ascomycota; Dipodascomycetes; Dipodascales; Trichomonascaceae. The coding region runs from base 1 to 1149 and encodes 382 amino acids. The record is from RefSeq and is a predicted model, not a curated record. The transcript has a single exon.